This is a messenger RNA of Zingiber officinale, 1045 nucleotides long. RefSeq names its product cytochrome c-type biogenesis CcmH-like mitochondrial protein. The transcript has 4 exons. Lineage: Eukaryota; Viridiplantae; Streptophyta; Magnoliopsida; Zingiberales; Zingiberaceae. The record is from RefSeq and is a predicted model, not a curated record. The coding region runs from base 382 to 834 and encodes 150 amino acids.
AAUCUCCCACAAGAUCGAUUUCGCUGGAGUUGAGGUGCCCUUUGUUCGUUCAGCCGCCACACCGUUCUCUGAUCCGCCGUCGAUCGUCGGCCACUGACCUACCGCGUGGAGACUACCUUGGCUCCCGUAGCAUAAAUAGGCACGCAUAGUGUCUGCCCGUUCUUGCUUCUUGAACAGUUGCAUCUCUUCCUUGCUCGUUCGUUGGCAUCACUCAUUGAGGCUGGUCCGCCGGUAACUUCAGAUCCAUUAGCUCAAUGUAUAGAUUUCUUUGAUAGAUCUGUUUAACUUGUAGCGGUAGCGCACCUCAAUUUCCACUGCAAUCUGCUGCCACUGACCAUUGCCGCCCUAUCAUCCAACGCCAUCAGUUUUGUUGGUUCUCCAAUGGUGAGCAAUGAGGAGUUGAAGAAAGCUCAGAUUGUUGAGGCUCGUGCGAAGAGCAUUUUCCCUAAUGUUAGGUGCACUGAAUGUGGCAGUCAAUCCAUUGAGGAUUCACAGGCAGAUGUUGCUAUUUUGCUCAGAAAGCUCAUCCGGGAUGGAAUCCGAGAAGGUAAAACUGACAAGGAGGUGUACAAAAGUCUAGCGGAAAGGUUCGGCGAGGAUGUACUUUAUGCUCCUCAUUUCGAUCUACAAACUGCUGCUAUAUGGUUGUCGCCGGUUAUUGUUACUGGGGUUGCAAUUGGUGGAUGGGCAUAUCGGAGGCGCAGGCAAAAUACCAAUGUCCACGUAAUGGCUCUGAAUCUUGUUCGAGGUGUUCCGUUAACCCCAACAGAGAAGGAAACUAUGCUCGAACUACUAACACCACCGCCAUCUCUGAGAAGAAAGUGGUGGAGUUGAAGGCUUUGGUGUGCUUUCUAUGUUCCUUCACGCUUAGCUAAUCUAAUACUUACAUAGUGGACCUUCAUAAGAAGAGCAAACGAACAAAAUGUUGCAAAAGUUCCAAUUUUGUCACUGUUAUGUCGAAAUGUAUCUAGGUCAUGGAUGUUUAGUUGUCGAUUACUCAUAAGUUGAAUGAGAAGCGAUUGGAAGACUGUAUGUUAAGAUCCAA